Messenger RNA from Lathyrus sativus (Indian pea), 96 nucleotides. The record is from the annotation of a GenBank genome assembly. NCBI's taxonomy places the organism in Eukaryota, Viridiplantae, Streptophyta, Magnoliopsida, Fabales, Fabaceae.
AUGACCAUUGAAUUUGGAAGUUUGUUACUGCGGAUCAGUUGGAUAGCGGAAACUUAUUGGAUUGACAAUGAAGAUGAAGAGAGAAUGAGGAGCUAG